AUGGAAAGAACAGAUCUUGAAGAGGAGGAUCCUGAAAAGGCUCUUUCAUUUGCCAAAGAGCACUUAGAUUCGGGUAAUAUGUUGUCUCUUCCGAUUGCUAUGACUCUGCAGUUGUUGGGUUCAUCCAGCUUUGAUCUCAAAAUGUUCAACAACAGUUUGGGCUAUUUGAUUAGGGCCAAUAGGGUGUUGGCUAAGCCGACGGAGGGGAGGUUCAUGGACCGGGCCAUGGACUCCGCGACCGAGGCCUCUAUUGCGAAUUGGGCCCGGCUCAUCCAGUCCAUAUUCUCACUUUUUGAUUAUUCAAUAUUUUGUAAACCUGGGGCCGAGUGUUAUUUGUGUUAG
Molecule: messenger RNA, 342 nt
Organism: Striga asiatica
Lineage: Eukaryota; Viridiplantae; Streptophyta; Magnoliopsida; Lamiales; Orobanchaceae
Source: the annotation of a GenBank genome assembly